Drosophila busckii is the source of this 2547-nucleotide messenger RNA. It is a transcript of the gene IKKbeta, whose product is annotated as inhibitor of nuclear factor kappa-B kinase subunit beta. The coding region runs from base 65 to 2281 and encodes 738 amino acids. The transcript is spliced from 5 exons. Lineage: Eukaryota; Metazoa; Arthropoda; Insecta; Diptera; Drosophilidae. Gene Ontology annotation, molecular function: IkappaB kinase activity; ATP binding. Gene Ontology annotation, biological process: tumor necrosis factor-mediated signaling pathway; positive regulation of transcription by RNA polymerase II; peptidyl-serine phosphorylation. Gene Ontology annotation, cellular component: IkappaB kinase complex; cytoplasm. The record is from RefSeq and is a predicted model, not a curated record.
UAAUAGUUGAUCAAUGUGCCGAACAAGUUUACUGAGAAGUGAAAAUAGUUGAAAGAAAAAGGGAAUGGCAGCCUCUUCAAAUACUGUAGGCCAGUGGGAGUUUAUUCGAAAACUCGGCCAAGGCGGCUUUGGGGAGGUGCAGCAUUGGAGGAACCUCUCCACGAAACAGGAAAUAGCUGCGAAAGUUAUCAAAAAUGGGAACAAUCUUAGCGUGGACCAACAACGCAAAAUGAAAGAGCGCUGGUGUCAAGAGCACAAUUUUACGCUUGCAUCUAAGCAAAUGCCCAGCAUAGUAGCAGGUGUAAAAUUGGGUGAGGAAUCAGCAGACUUUGUAAAAUACUUAAAUAGCCACCACAUUUGGCAACUGCCGGUGAUUAUAUUGGAAUAUUGCAACGACGGUGAUGUACGAAACCGACUGAAACGAGCGGAAAAUGCAAACGGCCUAGCCGAGUACGAGGUGAGGGAGAUAUUGCGUGCACUGCGUCAAGCCGUACACUUUUUGCAUACGCAAUGUGGGGUGUGCCAUCGCGAUCUAAAGCCGGACAACAUUGUGAUACAGCGUCUACCCAAUGGCCGAAAGCUUUAUAAACUAACGGAUUUUGGUUUGGCGCGCAACUCGCCGGACAAAACGAUGCUGCAGAGCGUAGUGGGCACACGGCAUUAUUACGCACCCGAAGUUAUUAACACUGGUGUAUAUAAUAAUACUGUGGACUACUGGUCGAUGGGCAUAAUUGCCUAUGAAAUCGCGUGUGGCGAGCUGCCAUUUAUUCCCCACCAAACGCCAUUCAAUAUCCAUGUUAAUUUGAUGAAAAAAAAUAGCAAUUGCAUUGCUAUAACCCAGGAUUAUAAAAACGAAAAUGAAGAGUCGUUCACCUAUCACAACGAAAUUCCUGUUGUGCAUCAUUUGAGCAAGCCCUGGCAGGCAUUAUUCACCAAGUGGCUAACGAUUGCGCUUGAUGCUAAUUAUAAGCAACGUGGCACUCGUGCUUUGAUAGCAACUGAUGAAGUACAAGCUGUUAGUACAGCUCAGUCCAUAUUUACGGGAAUUGAUUGCUUGCUGGACAUGAAGAUACUAACACUCUACGAUGCCUGCAGCUGUAAACGGCUGGAGAUUGAGCUAACACCCAAUAUGACAAUGCCGCAGUUAGGUGAACUUAUUAUAAAAGAGACAGGAAUGACCGAAAUAAAAGAUAUGUACUUGGUACUACCUACUGGUCAUCCGCACAAGCAGCUGAAACCAUCGACACAACCACAUGAUCUAUAUGUGGAUGCAUGGGCUGACACCAGCGAGGAUGCUGGCAAUCCUCCAGUCAUGAUGUAUAUUUUUAAUGCUGCAGCUGGUGCCAAGUACUCGGUGCCAAAUCCUGUCUUAACGGAGUUGUUGCAGUAUUGCAUUCAAUCGACGUCUGCAAAUCAUAAGGCUUGGUUGAUGGAACGCCGAAUGCUGGACAUGCAUUAUUUGCUCAGCAAAGAACAGACAAACCUAAAAACAUUGCUGUUUGGUCUUAAGGAAUAUGCAAUGACAUUGGAGCAUGAAAUGAUCAACUUUGAGCCAUAUAUUUCGCAGAUAAAUGUUGAGAAUAUCAAAUUACUCGGUGCUAUGGAACACUUUAAAAUGUUGACAGCCACCGCAGCGCAGCAGCAAAAGUUUGAUAUGAAUAAUAAAGGCGCAUGGAAAUCGGAUUGGCUUAAGCUAGAGCUCAAACAUGAGGAGACCAAAACUGCCAUUGAUAAAAUAAUUCGUCACUAUCAAUCCGCACUGCGCAGCAUACGCGAUACGACAAUAAGCCAAAGCAAUGAACUUUAUAAUACAAUGAGCCAGGCUGAUAAAUUAAGGCUUCUGCCAUUUCGCAAGAAAUAUGUACAGCGCGGAGCUGUACUACCUUGUGAAGAGUUGCGUGAUAAUAUUGUCAUAGAUUAUGCUAAAGCGCGUCAUGCGUUUUAUAGCGAUCCCUACGUAGAGCAGCUGCGCGAGAACCUAAAUAAAUCGCAUUGCCGUUUUCGCAUAAUACCCAGUGCUCUGUUCAAUGCUCGCCAAAAUCUGACAGCUAUUCAAGAACAGCUGUUGCAGUUGCAAUUGCAAAUGCUGCCAAGUCCUGCGGAGCCGCAGCAACCGGUAAUGAAUCAGCUUAAUAAUGCUAUGGGCCAACUAAGUUUUGAUGCUGCUGACGGAGAGUUAAGUGUGCUUAUGAGUGUUCAAACGGAAAGCCUUGUGUCUGAAGCGUUACGCACUAUGCAAACACUUCAACAUGAUAUGGAAGUCGAUCGAGCUGAACAAUAGACCAUGUGAGCUCCACCGUCCCAAUGAUAUUAUUGAAUAAGUCUGCUUUUGAAUUUAAAUGCUUAAGUUUUAUAUUCAUUUAUUUUAUUGGUGCUUUAUAUGUUUCACAGAAACCAAUUCGACUGCUGUUUUAAGCUUUUAUAUACAAGCGUACUUUAAGUUUUUAUAUAUUUUUUGUUGCAUGUUAUCCACUUCUCAUUACUAUAUUUACUUGAUUUUGUUACAAAAUAUAAAAACACACAGGUGUGAAUUGCUUACAGCUUUAA